Cantharellus anzutake is the source of this 1097-nucleotide messenger RNA. RefSeq lists its product as uncharacterized. The transcript is spliced from 4 exons. NCBI's taxonomy places the organism in Eukaryota, Fungi, Basidiomycota, Agaricomycetes, Cantharellales, Hydnaceae. The record is from RefSeq and is a predicted model, not a curated record. Bases 42 to 902 code for a protein of 286 amino acids.
UGCUAUGCACUUAACUAUCCCCUCCUUACUACCCGAGUGCGAUGUCUAGAAAAAACCCGUUCAAAUCCUUCUCCAAAGGAAGUCGUUCCGCUCCCGGCUCAUCCUCACAACCGCCGCUCCCCUCGACCUCCUCCGAGUCACCUCGUGUUCCCCCGAUCAAUCUCCAGGUACCCCGAGAUCACGACAACACCCACAGCGAUCGACAUGGGUUGCCGACAGAGUUUUAUCCUGGGCUCAUAGUGACCAGCCAGGCCAUGCCUUCUAUGAACAGAAAUUCGAAGAAAUCGGAAUCUCUUAUGCGUCGUGUAUUCGGGAGGGCCCGUAGGAAAUUGAGUCCUAACCGCAGCAGGCCUGGUACCUCCAAUCUCGUUGAACAAUCCAGGCCAGACACGCCCUUCCAGCUGUCCGCCAAUGAUGCAGUACUUCCUUCAUUUCCCCCCGCCCGUGGGGAAAAGAUCGAUAAUCUUCAUGAAACAUCUGGCUCGUAUGCCACACAUGACAAUGGCCUGAGCGUUCAUGCACAAUUGGAACGCGAGGGCAUUAACGUGCCUCCCUUAUCGGAACACGCGAUCGCACGAUCGGCCAGCUCAGGCAGUGAUCGGCAGGAUGUAAUCAUCGGCGCUAUUAGACUCAUUCUCCAAAAUGCGACCUCCGCCCUUAAGUUUGCCCCGAUUCCGAAUCUUGACGCAAUCCCAGACUUGCUUUUAAAGUGGCUCGACCUCUACGAGAUCGUCGGUGGAAAUGACAAAAGUCUCAAAGGCUUAGACAGUGACAUCCGAAAAGCCUAUGACACCAUUUUGCAGCCACUCGCGCUGUCGACUGACCGUAUACCCGAUGAAGUGAUUUUUUUCAUCAAGGGGUUUCACUCGUACGUCCAUGUGCCUCCCUUGCCACGCAUUUGAUUCGAUAAUCCUGCUGACAGGGCCCUAGAAGAACAAAUAAAAGAGGUCAGCACACUCAACAAUCGAGGUCCCGUGAAGAGGACGAUCUUAGCAACCGAAAUCGCCCCGAGGAUAAGCGAUGUGAAGGCAUGUAUAAAUGAUGCCAUUAACAACUUCUCGACUCAGGCAACUACUUUAACGCUGCUUCGUACAAUC